Molecule: messenger RNA, 2143 nt
Organism: Toxotes jaculatrix (banded archerfish)
Lineage: Eukaryota; Metazoa; Chordata; Actinopteri; Toxotidae
Gene: lgals3a
Product: lectin, galactoside binding soluble 3a
Exons: 6
Coding region: 162-1289 (375 amino acids)
Biological process (GO): positive chemotaxis; monocyte chemotaxis; negative regulation of extrinsic apoptotic signaling pathway
Cellular component (GO): immunological synapse; nucleus
Molecular function (GO): carbohydrate binding; IgE binding; laminin binding
Source: RefSeq, a predicted model, not a curated record
CCCUUCCUCUUCAGGAGUUGUAGUUGUGCGAGCAAACCUAACGUUAGCUUGUAGUCCUGUCCCUCGGCAGGCUAAAUUAGCUGAGUGGCUUCCACAGCUGGAUAAAUCAUCGCUGUUACACGCUACUAUCAUCUGAGAGGAGUCCAUCUUCUGGCGAGAUCAUGGCUGAUUUCUCGCUGGCAGAUGCCUUAGGAGACGACACCCCGAGCCAGGCAAAGAAAAUAGGCAACACUAACCCGGCUGCCCCUGCCAGCAAUCCUCCACCUCCUUCAAAUCCAGGAUGGCCUGGUUCAGCCCCCGGAGCUCCCACCCAGCCCUCCGCACCCGUUGACUUCGCUGGUGGAUCAUCUGGCCCGGGAGCACCAGGGCAGUUCCCCUUCCCCUCUGGUCCUGGAGCCCCAGGGCAAUACCCAGGACCUCCUUCCGCACCUGGUGGAUUCCCCCCAGGUCAAGGGAUACCUGGACAAUAUCCACCUGCACCAGGAGCCCCUGGGCCAUUCCCCUCCAGCCCUGGAGCCCCUGGGCAGUUCCCUGGGCAGUACCCACCUGAAGGAGCUCCAGGACAGCUACCUGGAGGCCCCGUUCCUUACCCAACUGGACCAUUUCCUUCUGGCCCUGGAGCUCCCCCUGGGCCUUAUCCAAAUGUGCCUUUCCCAGGUGGCCAGCCAGGAGGAGGCAAUGGCAUGUAUGGACCAGGCGGUCCAGGUGGAUUCCCCCCUCCAGCUGGCCCUGGCUCUUUCCCUGCAUUCCCUGCUGGAGGCUUUCCCCCAAUACCCACUGGGUCAUGGGGACCACCUGCAGGUGGAGGCUUCCCUCCUGCUCCUGGCCCCUUUGGUCCUGGCCCCGUGGGUCCAUAUGGUGGGCCUGCCGCUCCAGGAGGCAUGCUGAUGGUGCCCUAUGAUCUUCCUCUUCAUGCUGGAAUUAUGCCGCGACUUUUGAUCACAAUAGUCGGGGAGCCCAUAACUGGUGGAGACAGGUUCAAUGUCGACUUCAUCAAAGGUCCAGACAUCGUCUUUCAUUUCAAUCCUCGAUUUAGAGAAGAAACUAUUGUUAGAAACUCCAACCUCGGUGGAUGUUGGGGGCCAGAGGAGCGGGAAGGAGGAUUCCCAUUCGUUCAUGGACGCCGUUUUGAGCUGAAGAUCCUCGUGGAGGAGGACAUGUUUAAAGUGGCCGUGGACGGCACUCACCUGCUGGAGUACGAGCACAGAGUCGGCGGGCUGGAGGAAGUGACCCUGGUGCGAGUCGUCGGAGACAUCAUCCUGUACAGCGCAGCCCCGAGCAUGAUCUGAAUUUCAGAGCUACUAAACCACACGCUGCACAGGAGACCUAGAUCAAACUUAACCACUGUAUUUUUGUAUUUGAAAUCCCUUCAAAUACUUUGAUGCAUUUGAUGGAAUUUGCAAGGCAUAAUAGUCAGCGGCGUGCAGUCUUUGUCCUCCUGGCACUUCAUCAUUUAUCACUAAACAGAUGGCAGAUUAACCCAGGUCUGCAUACUUUAAUGCUUUUCUUUUUUUUUUCUUGUUUCACUGGAUGACAUCUCAUUUUAUAGGCAAUCACAAUCCAGUAUAUUUACAUAAGAAACAUAACAGCAUUUAAGUAGUGAAUGAGGUGAAGUUUAUUUAAUACAGGUAUUUUAAGGAAAUACUAAUUUAUUCCUAAUGAAAAUGUUGUAGGCCAAGUGGAAAAGUGUGACAUGUUCCAAAUUUUCCACUAGUAUGCUGUAUUUUGUUUACAGUACAUGUACGCUUAUUAUUCUGUCAUUUAUAUCAAGAUCUUGAAUAAGCCUUUGUAAUGCAUGAGAGUGUGAUGCUGAAAAUCAACUUGAUCUCCUUUUCACAGUCUUAUUUCAGUGCUGAACCCACAGUAGGCCAAUGAUGAAGUUUCUCAAAAUGUAUUUAAAUACAGACUUUGAUCUCCUCCUUUGUUCAGUAUUAAUCCUCCUGAGCUCUUGGGCUGGAAGGUCGUGUAAUGUUUUACAAAUUAUGAUUUCAUGUUGAAGUCAAAUCUAAUUCUAAAAAGAAGUGAGGCUCAGAUUUAGGUCAGAUGUAGAAACGUGGACGAAUGGGGUCUCCGAUUUGUUGCCAAAGAUUACAGUGGUACAGUAUUUUGAGAUUGUUUGCUUAUAAAUAAAAAAGGCAACAAA